Molecule: messenger RNA, 2700 nt
Organism: Halichondria panicea
Lineage: Eukaryota; Metazoa; Porifera; Demospongiae; Suberitida; Halichondriidae
Exons: 24
Coding region: 1-720 (239 amino acids)
Source: RefSeq, a predicted model, not a curated record
AUGGUUACGAGGGAGUUCCUCCCAGAGGAGAGACUGCCACCAGCCAACCAGGAUGGAAGAGUUGCUCUGGACGACCAACAUGGAGGGAGCUGGCAGACCAUAAUUAUCUUAGGAGGAGCAACUGGCAAAGGAAUUCAUGAGGCUGCUGCUAGCUGGUACUAUGUGGCUGAUGGUGUGAGGCUCUACUCUCAGGAGACCUGGAGGGUGGUCACACAGACCAGGGGAGUGCAACUUGUCGAGCAGCACAUCGAUAAAGUGGUUGACUUCUACAUCUCCCAGAGCCAGGCGUCCAACCAUGCAGUGAGAGAGGCAGCCUGCAUCUGUACUGCAGAGCUGGGCACUCAGGAUUGUCUGAAACCGCACGUGAGACUACUGUUUCAUUCUACUACUUGUAGGUAUGUUGACCGGGUGUCCUCCCUUCUCCCCCUCUGUGCUGAGACACUACAACACAUCAACCUCUUGGAGACUCUGCUCAAACUGAGCAGUGACAAUGCCCUGGUGGUGCAGUCUGCUGGAGUGGACUGUCUCACCUCACUCUGUCAGCUACUGGGGAGAAUGAUCCUCAGAGGGAGAAUAGAACACAAUCCAAUAUCGUGGCUAGAUGAACUGUUCACACUGUUCUUUGCCAACCUUGGGCACAGCAUACCCUCAGUUAGACAAGGGGCAGCUGCUGCUCUCACCAGCGUCACCAAGGCCUAUGCACUCAAAGUUUCUCUCUAACCUUGUGAGCUGCUGUUUGGCAAUCAAUAUUCUCCUUUGGUAUAUUGAUCCUGGACCAGCUGUACUUAGGGGGGGUCGUAUCCAUGACAACCCGGACCGCACUGACCAGCAGGUGUACUCGUGUGGUUCACUGGUCUCCAAAAUGAGAAGGGGAGGAUGUAUAGACUCACACUACCGUAUCACAAGCCAGGAGAAGAGUGAGGGUUCCCUUCUCCUGCUUGGAGAACUGAGUGGGUGUGGUGACCGAGUGUCCUCCCUCCUCCCCCUUUGUGCUGAGACACUACAACACAGACACUACCCUCAACACAUCAACCUCCUGAAGACACUGCUCCAGUGAGAUGAUUGCCAGUGCUUACCAAGUUGCUGGGUAAGAGAUCGAGUGUUCAAGGGACACCUCGAGCUGUUCCUGGACUGAGAGUGUAGUGACAGUUUCCUGGUGCAGUCUGCUGGAGUGGACUGUCUCACCUCACUCUGUCAGCUGCUGGGGAGAAUGAUCCUCAGAGGGAGAAUAGAACAAAACAAUCCAAUUAUGCGCCUGGUGCAGUCUGCUGGAGUGGACUGUCUCUAUCAGCUGCUGGGGAGAAUGAUCCUCAGAGGGAGAACAGAACAACAUAUAUAAUCCAUGCAAUAGCAGUGACAAUGCCUGGUGCAGUCUGCUGGAGUGGACUGUCUCACCUCACUCUGUCAGCUGCUGGGGAGAAUGAUCUUCAGAGUGUGAAUAAAACAACACAAUCCAAUGUGAACAAGGAUUGUCUGAGACCUUACACGAGAUGACUACUGUUGGAGUGUUUCCAUGUAGACUCGAAAGCCACUCCCUUUUCUCUGAUUAGACGGAGGCGGGAGAAAAGAGACUAACGACUCUGGGCUACAGCUUCUGUAUUUCAGGAAUGCUAUUAGCUCCUCUGGUAUUGAUCCUGGACCGGCUAUAUUUGAGGUGGUGCAUCGUAUCCAUGACGACCUGGCCCACUAACCAGCAGAUGUACUCAUGUAGUUCACUAGCCUGCAAAAUGAGGAGGGGAGGAUGUAUGGAUUCACACUAACACAAGCCUGGGAGAGAGAAGAAUAAGGGUUCCAUUCUCCUGCUUGGAGAGCCUGAGUCACAGUGUGAGUGGGCGUGGUGACCGAGUGUCCUCCCUCCUCCCCCUCUGUGCUGAGCGACACAGACACUACCCUCAACACCUCAACCUCCUGGAGACACUGCUAAAACUGCUACCAGUGUUUUCCAAGUCUCUGGGUAAGAGAGUGUUUAAGAUCUAGAGACACCUCGAGCUGUUCCUGCAUGGACUCCAUCUUCUACAUAGCAGUGACAAUGCCUGGUGGUGCAGUCUUCUGGAGUGGACUGUCUCACCUCACUCUGUCAGCUGCUGGGGAGAAUGAUCCUCAGAGGGAGAAUAGAACAAUACAAUCCAAUUUCCUCUGGUAUUCAUGCUGGACCAGCUGUAUUUGGGUGGUGCAUUGUAUCCAUGACGACCCAGCCCAUCGUGACAGACCAACAGAUGUACUCGUGUGGUUCAGUAAUCAGUGAUCCAAAAUGAGGAGGAGAGGAUGUAUGGACUCACACUAUCACAAGCCAGGAGAGCCGUGGGAGGGAGAAGAGUGAGGUUGCCAGUGUUUGCUGCCAAGUUACUAGGUAAGAGAGUGUUCAAGAGACACCUCGAGCUGUGUCUUCUAUUGACUGAGCAGUGACAAUGCCUGGUGCAGUCUGCUGGAGUGGACUGUCUCUGUCAGCUGCUGGGGAGAAUGAUCCUCAGAGAGAGAGAACAGAACAACAUAAUCCAAUGAUUCUGGACAAGUCUGACAGAACAGUGUACAAUGUAUAAUUAUGUAGCUUCUCUUAAUUGUUGUUUUUCUUACAAAUACAUUAUAAUUAUAUGCAUGGGUACUCUAGCUUUGUUUACAGUAUCAGUUUACAGAUGCCUGUAAACAUGCCAUUAUUUAUGAAAAUUGAAAGGAAAACAAUUAUUAACAGAUUUAUAAUUA